This is a messenger RNA of Penicillium vulpinum, 2034 nucleotides long. RefSeq names its product TolB family protein. The record is from RefSeq and is a predicted model, not a curated record. Bases 1 to 2034 code for a protein of 677 amino acids. The transcript has a single exon. NCBI's taxonomy places the organism in Eukaryota, Fungi, Ascomycota, Eurotiomycetes, Eurotiales, Aspergillaceae.
AUGCGUUUUAGUAUUGCUACUAUUGUGGGCCUUGUCAUUGCCCCUGCGUUAGCUAACUGUCCUUAUGCCAGAGAUGCGGGUACCGAGGUUGACAACAGUGCUAACCAUCAUUCUCACUUGCCUCGCGAUACCAUUCUCAGCAAGUCAACCACAGGUGUCGCAUCUCCUACCCCAUCUGCAGGGGCAGAAAAAAAAGGUCUGCUGUUGAUGAACCGCAUUGCCCCCGGCACCUCAGAACUAUACAUCGCCAACGCGGACGGCACCAACGAGCGUCCUUUAUUGAAAGAUCCUGGUUAUGAAUAUCACGCCGAGUUCUCUCCCGAUGGUGGAUGGAUUAGCUUCACCAGUGAGCGCAACGGUGAUGGAAACUCCGAUAUCUGGCGUGUGCGCCCAGAUGGCUCUGACCUACAACCGAUUGUGACAUCCCCAGCAGCUGAAGACAGUGUUGUAAUCUCGCCCAAUGGCACAUUGGCAGCAUAUGUUUCAACAGCCGACACCUACAUCGCUAACAUUUGGGUAAAGGAUUUGGAGACCGGUGCCGAGUGGAACAUCACCGAUAUCCCGGUUAACCGACCAGAUGAGCACAUGAUGCAUGGUCACUUCCGCCCAGCUUGGUCACCAGAUGGAAAUUGGCUUGCAUUUUCCUCAGAUCGCAAUACAAGAUGGGAUGGUCAUGGAAACCAUACCUUCCUCGGUCUUCACGGCUGGGAGCACACCCAAGAACUCGGGAUUUACAUUAUUCGUCCUGAUGGCUCAGAUCUUCGCCGUGUCGUUCACCGCACUAACCACUGCCUUGGGUCCCCCAAGUGGUCGCCUGAUGGUAAGCGCCUCAUAUUCUACGAGAUGACUCGUAAUGCAACAUGGGAUGCACAUCGACCUGAGACGGUGGCAGCUGCCAAUUCCACAAUUAUUUCUAUUGGGAUCGAUGGUAAAAACCGUCGCACGGAGGUUGGUGGUGCUGGUGUAAAAACCUUUCCUCAAUACGUCACGAAUUCUACUAUUGGGUACCAUCUGAAGGGUGGCGAUAAGGAAGGCUUGUACCUCACAGAUGGUACCUACUAUAAUACCACUAUCCGUUCUCCGUCGUGGUCUCCCGAUGGAAAGUACGUGGUUUACGAGAAGACUGGCUGGUCUAUCCGCCCUCUUUUCAAGGAGCUUUACAGCUGGGACAGCGACUGGGAAUAUCGAUUCACUGAUGUAUUCCCCCAAAUCUCUUCAAAUGACCGCGUGGCGAUGACUAAAAAGCAACUUGGAAACUCUUCCAUUGCCACUUUUGACCUGGAGAAUAGGCAGCUCUCCUUAGUCUACAAACCAAAUGACAGCAGUCUUCUCGAUACUGCGCUGAUUCCAGAAGGCCUGGCCGGGGCUUUCAAUCCCAGCUGGUCCCCAGAUAGUGAAUGGAUCGUCUUCGGAGUUGGCGCCUGGUUCGAAGCGCGUGAUUGGCGGGGAGGCUGGAUUGUACGCUCCACCGCAAAUGGCAGCUACAGCGAGGUCCUCACUUCCAGCAACCUCUUUAUAAAUCAGACCAAGGACCUAAAUACCGGCUUUCCUAGCUUCUCUCAUGAUGGCAGGAAGGUCGUGUACCGCGUCUGGGGUGCCGACACUGCCCAGUACGGUGAGGCGAGGGAUAUUGGUUUACGCAUUAUUGAUAUUGAGACCAGGGAGAUCACUCAGCUUACCAGCAGCUGGGAUAAUCUUCCUUCUUACUCGCCGGACGGGGAAUUGAUAGUCUUUACCCGCAAGAUUUCUGCAACUAACUACGAGGUCUGCACCAUCCGCCCUGACGGCACCGAUCUCCGUAUUCUGACUUCCAGCGGCGCCAACGACGCCCAUGCUGUUUGGCGUCAGGAUGGAAAAAUCAUGUGGUCCUCCGGCAUGUACGGGUUCCAGUAUGAGUGUGCUUUGUACGAUGAGACCUUCCAGCCAUACGGUCAGAUCAUGAUCAUGGACUCGGAUGGAUCCAAUAAGCGUCCUUUGACCAACUCCAUCUGGGAAGAUUCUAUGCCCCUGUUCCUUCCUAACGACUGGUUCUAA